GCUUUGGAGAAUAAAAGAAAACUUGUGAAAAGGAAUCCAGUGUUUACAAAAAAAUUGUCGGCUGAUCAAAUCAACCUCAGUGUACUGAAGGGCGAAGGAGAGUUGAAAUCGCUCGAACUGGAUGAAACAACUUUGAUGGAGUUACUCGAUCUACCAACUUGGCUUUAUCUGAGAAAAGCACAUUGUUCUAACAUAUCCUUCAAAGUGUGUCUUAUACGAUGGACAAAACUGGAAACUCAUCCGGUUUCUGUGGUAAUUGAUCGUGUAGAUGUGGAGCUGGAAGCGUUGGAAGAACCAAGACCUGCAAAGGAUUCUAUAUUUUUAUCCCGUUUGACAUUAGUGAGCAAAACGCCCAAAUGGCAAAAUGGUGCUUUGAAUCUCACGAGCCUUCCGUUUCCAGCAGGUGAUGCAGUUCUGAUAUUCAAAGAAAUUUCGUGGGAUUCCAUUCGCCUUGUUGCUGAUGGCCUGUUAAGUGAAUUAAACGGGAUCCCUGUGAAACUGAUCACCAACACUGGUAGAAUUCGACUCACGCUAAAGAAACGCCUUAGUGGUAAGAACUUUGUGUUAUUUAACUUCCUACAUUUUUGUUUCUGUUCCUUUCAUUCUUUGUGUACUAUGGUAGUCAUAUUUUUUGUUAGUAAUUUCCAUUUUCAAUUGAAGACAUUUUUAGACAGUUUCUUAACGAUAUUCCGUUGCUGA
Molecule: messenger RNA, 699 nt
Organism: Echinostoma caproni
Lineage: Eukaryota; Metazoa; Platyhelminthes; Trematoda; Plagiorchiida; Echinostomatidae
Source: the annotation of a GenBank genome assembly